CAUCCAGACCCACUCAGUUCAGCGCAGUCGGUGUGGUUCAGUCAACUAAUUUACCGACAGAGAGCUAAAAACAAAACACCUGUAUAUAUAUAUAUUGAUUUUUAUACUUUUUAUUUCUUUGUUUUCCGGCUCAGAACAGCACCCGGAGCAACAAAGCUCGGACUCGAGCCGCCAACUGCACCAUGGUUGGUGUCAAAGUGAUCGGGAGCGACCCAGACUUCCAGCCGGAACUAGCCGCCGCCGGCUCCAGGCUAGCCGUAGUGAAGUUCACCAUGGCCGGGUGCAGACCCUGCGUCAGAAUAGCUCCAGCUUUCAACAUGUUGAGCAACAAAUAUCCUCACGCCGUCUUCCUGGAGGUUGAUGUUCACGUCUGCCAGGGGACGGCGGCAGCCAACAACAUCUCAGCCACACCCACCUUCCUGUUCUUCAGGAACCGGGUUCGAGUGGAUCAGUACCAGGGGGCUGACGCCGCGGGCCUGGAGGAGAAGAUCAAACAGCACACAGAGAACGACCCGGGAAACAACGAGGACUCUGAUAUUCCAAAGGGAUACAUGGACCUCAUGCCGUUCGUCAACAAAGCCGGCUGCGAGUGUCUGAACGAGAGCGACGACUGCGGCUUCGACAACUGUUUGGUCAAAGACUCCUCCUACCUGGAGUCCGACUGCGACGACCAGCUGCUGAUAACCAUCGCUUUCAAUCAACCAGUGAAACUUUUCUCCAUGAAGCUUCAGUGCUCAGAUUUAGCCCAGGCACCGAAGGUGAUGAAGAUCUUCAUCAACCUUCCUCGGUCGAUGGGUUUCGACGACGCCGAGCGGAGCGAAGCCACGCAGACCCUGGAGCUGUCGGAGGAGGACUACAAAGACGACGGUCUGAUUCCUCUGCGCUACGUCAAGUUCCAGAACGUCCAGAGCGUCACGCUGUUUGUGAAGUCCAGCCUGGGAGACGAGGAGACCACAAAGAUCAACUACCUGACCUUCAUCGGCACUCCGGUUCAGGCCACCAACAUGAACGACUUCAAACGGGUCGUCGGGAAGAAAGGUGAGAGCCACUGAGGAAGAGGAGGCCGAAGAUCUGCCAACGCCGUCUUCCUCCCGCUCGUCAUCAAUCCUCCGUUAAACUCUUUCUGUUGUAAUUCUGUUGAAAUCACUGUAAAUAAAAUCCAAUCCUUUUUCAAAGGCA
This is a messenger RNA of Austrofundulus limnaeus, 1179 nucleotides long. RefSeq names its product thioredoxin-like 1 (gene txnl1). Bases 183 to 1052 code for a protein of 289 amino acids. The transcript has 8 exons. The record is from RefSeq and is a predicted model, not a curated record. Lineage: Eukaryota; Metazoa; Chordata; Actinopteri; Cyprinodontiformes; Rivulidae.